This is a messenger RNA of Apis cerana (Asiatic honeybee), 8350 nucleotides long. RefSeq names its product ATPase family AAA domain-containing protein 2-like. Gene Ontology annotation, biological process: nucleosome disassembly; nucleosome assembly; transcription initiation-coupled chromatin remodeling. Lineage: Eukaryota; Metazoa; Arthropoda; Insecta; Hymenoptera; Apidae. The record is from RefSeq and is a predicted model, not a curated record. Gene Ontology annotation, molecular function: histone binding; chromatin binding; ATP hydrolysis activity. Gene Ontology annotation, cellular component: nucleus.
UAUACUUAAAGGUGAUCACAAUUGGCAAAUUGUGAGUUAGGUUAGGUCUAUAGGAUACAUUUACAGCUAAUUUCAGUAUGAGUUCACAUAUGCAAUGAUAGUUUACGAUACGAAUUUUGUAACCAUCAGUCCGGCAGAAACUUUUGUAUUGUAACAACGAAUUUAUGAGUUUUGGUGUAUAUCAUGCAUAUCUUUAUUUUUCAUAUUUUUAAUGUAACAAUUUUAAGUGAUAGUCGAUCAUAAAACGACCUUUGUGAAGGCUCAGUGUGCAUGCGCUACGUGCACUUGAUCAAGAAAGUAGUGUUGCUUUACCUAAGGCAUAUGACGGAUAUUAGAAGUUUUCUUUUUAAAUUAAGUACAAAUUGUCAGCAAGAACUGGCCAGAUGAAGAUAAUGUCAGAUGAUGAUGCUGCAUUGGAUUCAAUGGAUACAGAAGAGGAUAUUUUUUCUCCAAGAAAAGCCUGCAGUAGCUUGGGCUCUAAUGCCAGAAGGGUUAAAAGUUUACGUACUUUGCGAUCACAUUCAAAUUCUACUUCUCAUAUAUCUAUGAAUAACUUAAGUGUACGUCGUAGUACACGUCAUAGAAUGCAAACAUAUGAUAAUCUUAAUACUAGUUGGAUUUUAGGUACACAAACAUUAAAAGGUUAUCCUAUGUUUCAACAACAUGGUUCUUCAUCUGAUAAAGAAAUGGUGGAUGAAGUUCCUGAAAGAAAACGUGAUGUUAGGGAACGUAUGCCUCUUAGGUCACGUGAAAAUCAUCCUCCAAAUAAAAAUUCAUCUAGACAUAUUAGGGAAAGAACAGAACAUGAUAGACAAAAUAAUAGAGAACUUAGAGGAAGAGGUGAUCGUGAUCUUAGAGAAAAAACAGAACAAGAGAAAGAUAUUAGAGAUCUUAAAGAAAGAACAGAGAGAGAACAUAAAGAUAAAAUAGAAACCAGAAGUAAAUCUAAUGAAGAAAAAGAUGCAAGAACAAGAAAAUCUGAUAGCCCAAGUAGACUUAGAGAAGGACCUGCUACAAGACUUGGUGGAAAUUUAGGUGAAAAGGAUGUAAAAUCUAAAGUAGAACGUGUAGAAGCUGAUGAAGAUAGUUCACAAGAAAGUGAAAAAGCAGAAAAUAAUUCUGAAAAUGAAGAUGGUUACGAAGAUAUGUAUACUCGUAUUAAACGGACUAGGAGAACAGCACAACGGCAAUUACCAAGGGGUAAGAAGCUUACAGUAGAUAGUGAUUUAAGUGAAUCUUCCGACUCUCCUGGUCCUAGAAAGUAUAGUUUACGUCAGAAAAAACCAGCUGUAGAUAGAUUUCAAGCUAAUGUAGAACCGGUUCGGCGAUCUAUAAAAGCACUUAGAAGUGUUCUUAGUAAUUCCAUGAGGAGGCGUAAACAUAGAAGCAAAAGUACAAGCUCUAGUGAUUCCAGUGAUUCAGAACCUCAACGUUAUGAUAAGAAAAAAAGUAAAAAAGCAAGGCAAUCAGCAAUACCUCAAGGUGGACCACCUGAUCGCAAAGCAGAUAUAAAUCCAAUUACUUUAGAUACCAAUAUUAGAUUUAAUGAUGUUGGAGGUUUAGAAUCGCAUAUUCACUGCCUUAAAGAAAUGGUAGUUUUUCCUAUGAUGUAUCCAGAUAUUUUUGAACGUUUUCACGUUACCCCACCAAAAGGAGUAUUAUUUCAUGGUCCACCAGGAACUGGUAAAACAUUAAUAGCUAGAGCAUUGGCAAAUGAAUGUAGUCAAGGCAGUAAAAAAAUGUCAUUCUUUAUGAGAAAGGGUGCAGAUUGUCUAUCCAAAUGGGUCGGAGAAUCUGAACGUCAGUUGCGAUUAUUGUUUGAGCAGGCUCAACAAAUGAAACCGUCCAUAAUAUUUUUUGAUGAAAUAGAUGGCCUUGCACCUGUUCGAAGUACGAAACAGGACCAAAUCCAUGCUAGUAUCGUAUCUACCCUUUUAGCACUUAUGGAUGGACUCAGUGAUAGAGGAGAGGUAAUAGUUAUUGGAGCUACAAACAGAAUAGAUGCUAUUGAUCCAGCAUUACGUAGACCAGGUCGUUUUGAUCGAGAAUUGUUUUUCCCAUUGCCUGCUAUGAAAGAAAGACUAGAAAUAUUAAAAAUUCACGUCAGUAAAUGGAAAAAUCCUCCAUCUGAUCAAUUGUUAGAGAUAUUAGCCGAAAAAGCAACAGGUUAUUGUGGUUCAGACUUAAGAGCUUUAUGCACAGAAGCAGUUUUGCAAGGAUUGCGAAGAACUUAUCCUCAAAUAUAUAUGACAAAUAAUAGAUUACUUUUAGAUCCUGAACGAGUUGAAGUGAAGAAACGAGAUUUUUUUCAAGCUAGUUCAAUUCUUGUACCAUCAUCACAGAGAGUAUCUCCUUGUGCUCGAAGAAAAUUAAAACCUUUCAUGGAACCAUUAUUAGGACCUUUGUUGGAAGAAUUAGUCAAUUCAAUAAAAGGAAUAUUUCCUCAAGGAAUUAAUCCUGCUAUGGCAAAAGUAAAAAUUACCAAAGGAAUACAUCGUCCAAGAUUAUUAAUUUCUGGUGGAAAUUUAUCUGAAGGUCAAGGGCCACAUUUAGCACAAGCAUUAUUAUAUCAUAUGGAACAUCUGCCAGUUCAAACAUUAGAUGUUAGCACUCUUUUUGCAGAAAGUGGACGAUCUCCCGAAGAAACCUGUGUACAGGUAUUUAAUGAAGCUGCCAGGAAUGUACCGUCCAUAAUUUAUAUUCGGUCAAUUGAUCAAUGGUGGCCACUUGUACCUGAAACUGUAAAAGCAGUUUUUUUGUGUCGUAUUGCAGCACUUGAUCCUUCAUUACCUAUUUUAAUUUUAGCUACAAGUGAUAGAACAUAUCAAGAUCUUCCUAUUCAACUUCAAAGUCUAUUUAGUGAAUUACGAAAUGAAGUUUAUUCUAUGAAAACACCAACAAAAGAUCAAAGAUCUAAAUUCUUCCGACCUAUUUUCAUGAUUCAAAGCCUAAAACUACCAAAAAUAAAAGAUGAUAAAAUAGAAAUUUUAGAAGAGCUUCCUUUAGCACCAGAUCCUUUACCAAAGAAAUUAACAGAAGAAGAAAAAAAAAUAAUAUACGAAAAAGAAGAAAUUUCAUUAAGAGAAUUGAGAAUUUUCUUGAGAGAAAUUUGUGCAAAACUUGCAAGGAAUAGACAAUUUUUCAUGUUUACAAAACCAGUGGAUACAGAAGAAGUACCAGAUUAUAAUAUGAUAAUAAAACAACCUAUGGAUUUAGAAACCAUGAUGACAAAGAUUGAUAUGCACUGUUAUCUUUGUGCUCGAGAUUUUCUUGAUGAUAUCGAUCUCAUUUGUAAAAAUGCUUUAGAAUAUAAUCCUGACAGCUUACGUGAUAGGCCUUCCCUUGGAAUAUUAAAGAGAGAUCCAGCUGACAAAUUAAUAAGGCAUCGUGCAUGUUCCCUUCGUGAUAAUGCAUAUGCGUUAAUAAAAGCAGAAUUGGAUUCCGAUUUUGAGGAUAAAUGUCGUGAGAUUUCAAAGAAUCGUAGAAUUAUUGAAAGUGCGACUACCAACGAAGUGGAAGAUAAAAGCCAAUCUAAAAUAGAACAACCUACGUCUGAACGAAUAGAUGUAAAAAAAGACAAUGCGAGUCCUAGUCAUUCCCUGAUUGUAAAUGGAAGAAGAUAUAAUAAUUCUAGGAAACGUCGAAUACCAGCUUGGGCAAGAGGCUAUGUGAAAAAAGUUCAUAAGAAGAAGAAAAUCGCAUUUGAAGAAAAUGUAACUGUAUCUGAUAACAAAAUUUGUUUAACUAAUGAAACAACAAGUAUAGAUUUAGAAAAAUUUCAAGAAUUUGAAACUGAAGCAAACAGUGUUUUAAAUGGUCAUGUACCUUUGUUUGAUAAUUCUGAUUCUGAGAAUGAUUCACAAAAUGAAAGUUCGAAAGAUAUGCAAGGUAUUCAAAGCAAUAAUAUUAAUGAUCAGCAUAUUGAUGAAAUUGAAAAUAUGGAAAUAUGUUUUAUGGAAGAAGAAAAGAAUGCAGAAAAUAGUGCAUCUAAUUCAUCAUCCAGACGAGAAAGUAUAGAUGAAUUAUCAUUUGCUAUUGAGAGUGAUUCUAGUCCAGCCAGAUUUGAAGAAAAUGAGAAACUUGUAGUAGAUAAAAAUGAAUUAGAAAAUGCAUGGCAAAUCACUGUUGAAGUUACAAAGGAUUUUCCUGUUGAAGUAUUAUGUGACAUUUAUGUACAACUGAGUCGAUGUGUAGGAAAAUAUGCUCAGAAUUACGAUAGAAAAUCACUGCCAAAGGACUUGCUCAAGGAAGUGAAAAGAUUUGAAGAAUUCAAGACAACAUAUGAAAAAGUUCAUCAUGUCGCUAAUCAGACCGACAUGUUAUAAGUCAUACUAUUUUUAGUAUCAUUAUAAAAAAUUUUUUGUACAUUUACACUAAACAAAGAUUAUUAAUUAGUGUUAAAUCACAUGAUGAUUUAAAAUAGUAUGUUUUUUUUUGUUUUACUGCGUAAAGUUUAAAGAACGGGUAAUUAUUAUUAUACAAAUAUAAAUGAAAGAUAUGAAGGAAAACCGAAAUAAUAAUACAUUUAAAUUUCGGUUUUUAAAGACAUGGUGAAAUAUAACUGUACGUUCAUAUAACAAAACAAAAAAUUAUUGUUGUAUGUGAAACUAAGAGAAAAGGAUUUAAAACAUUUAUCUCAGUAUCUAAAUAUAAAAUGAUAAAUUAUUAUAACUAUAUUGGCUUUCAUUAUCUAUAAUUAUUAGUAGCUGAGAUGAUAUAUCUCUUAGUAAAAAAUUUUGAUAUCAAAUUUAGAUAUUUCAAUAAUUAUGUGAGUUACAAUUAUUGCAAUUAUUUGCUAUUAUUAACAUUUUCAAAAAAAUUGAUUUAAAAAGUCAGAGAUAAGAAAUUAGUUAGAAGAUGACAAAUAAUUUGUUUUCUUUAUAAAUCAUAUAAAAAAUUUAUAAAUAUAAUUUUAAUGGGGUACUUGUGAAAUAAUUUUACGUUUUUACGUUUUUGUGUAUAGCACUUUAUGCCUCAAAAAGGUAUUCAUAAUAACAAAAUUUUGCAAAUAAUGGUUAUACAAAGAUGAUGGUAAUUUAAUACAAUAUGUACUUAACUAUAGUUUUUUACAUGUGGUACUUGGCAGUAUAUUAUAUCAAGUUAUUUGUAUAUGAAUAUACUAAGAUCAUGAUAAAUCUUGAUAAAAUACAUUAUAGAUUCAUUAUAUGCGCCAGUUAUUACUUUGGAUUUUUACAGUUCUUUAGGUAAUUUUUAUAAAGUACUUUAAAAAUAGACAUAUCUUGAUACACAUGGUUCCACUAUGAAAUCACAUGUGCCCUAUUUUUAAAAAAAAAAUCAUUUAAUGAAAUAAUACUCACACACAACAUAAAAAUAUAUAAGUUUUAAAUUUGUAUAAUAUCAAUGACUUUGUGUAUUAGUUUCAAUUAAUCAUUAAAACAAUGAAAAUAUUUCAUAAAGUGAAAAAUAUGUAAAUACAUUCCUUUUAUGAGCAAUGUUAUAUAUUGCAUAAAUAACUAUUUUUGGCUUUGUACAUAAUUUAUUUUUAGGAGUAAUUUGUACUAGAUUUCAAUUUAUAAUUUUUAAUUGAAAUAUAUUUGCAUAAAUACAAUGAUUUGUAGUAAAUUAUUUAAAAUAAUAUUUGAUAUAAUAACUUUUUAUCAAUAUAUAUAUGUAAAAAUUAAUGAUAUCUAAUAUGAAUAUAAUUUUUAUAUACAUUGAUAGCUAUUAAUGUUAUAUAUAGCAUUAUUCAAAUUUAAAACUAUUGCUUUAAUUAGUAUGAUAUAAUUGAAUGCAAUUAUAAGUAAUCUAUAAUUAUAUUCAAACUAAUUUUGUAUUAUGAGUGAUUUAUAAUUGAAAUAUAGUACAUAUUUGUCAGUUUAUUUUGACCAAAGUUAAACCAUAAGUGAAAUAAUGAAGAAAUAAAUUUUAUUUCUCUCCUUUGUAUUAUGAAUAUAAAAAUGAAUAUAAUUGAAAAUUGUUGAAUAAAUGUUGAAUACCUCGGUAAAAAUCAUAAGUAUAUGCAAAGAAUACUGUAUCUGUAUAAAUAGAAAAUAUUUAACAUAAAAUUUACAUUCUAGAUUCAUACAGUGGUUGUGAUUAUUAUAUAACUGUGAAAGAAUAGUUACCAAAUGCUGUACAUGGGAAAAAAAUUUUGAUGUAUUUUAGAGUUCAAGUAAUAAGAUUCUGCCUAUUGAUUAUUUAUUGCUUAUUGGUCAUAUAAAUAAUAUUUUUUUUAUUAAAAUAUAAAAGAAUAAUGUGUUAGAAAAAAAUGAAUUUCUUUAUUUACUUUCAAUUAUUUAGGAAUAGAAAUAUUAAAUAAAUAUUAUAAGUUAAGAUGGACUAUAAGAAUUUAAUGAUAAUUCUUAUAAUCAAGCAUAUAAUAUAAUAAAUAAUAUAAUAAAUAAAAUCCUUAAAAAAAUGUUAUUUAUAGAAUUGUGUUAUUAUUAGAUUGGUAAUUUGCAUUUUAUUAUUUUUAUAUUAGUCAAAAUCUUCGAAUAUAUAAAUUAUAAAUAAUAAAUGUAAAAAAAUUAUUUUUUAUUUAUGAUGAAAAUUACAAUUAUGUUUGACGAAAUUAUAAUUGAAAUACUUAAAAUUUGUUAGAAUAUAAAAAUCAAAAGACUGAACUGUAGAAAUGCUCAUUGCAUAGUAUUUAUUUUUUUUUGUAUUAUUUUUUAUAUUCAAAUUAAAUUAGAAAAGUAAUUUUCAAUAUUCUAUUAAAUAAUCUUUUAUAAUGUAAAUAUCAAAUUUUGAGAUAAAAUAAUUUUUUAUGUAAUAUUAUGAAAAUAAUUAUAUGUAUGUUUAAUUUUUUAAUAUAUGCUUGAUGUUUUAGAAUGAUAUAUUAAGAUUAAAAUAAUUAAUUUAUAGAGAAUACAUAUAAUUUAUAUUAAUGAUAUGUCAUACUAAAGAAAUUCAUUUUACUUUUAAUAAUGAUAAUUUUCAAAAAAAUUCGGAUAAUUUUCAUAAUUUAAUUUAAUAUUGUAUAUGAAGAUAUAUUUCUAUGUUUUAUUAUAAUAAAAAUGUUCCAUAUAUACAUAUAUAUAUAUAUAUAUAAUAUUGUUUUGUAUAAAAUUGAGAUAUAUUGAGCAAAAAAAUGCUUGACGUAAAAAAAUUUAAAAGUAUUUGUUAAUAAUUUUGAAAUUUUGAAAUACUUUUUGACAACAUAGUAAAUGAAAUGAAUAUGAUAUUAUGAGAAUUAAGAAAUUAAUAAAUUUUAGUUUAAGUUUCUGCAUAAUUUAAAAUUAAUUUAAAUUUUAAUGAUUAUAAAAUACUUUUAGUCAAAUUAUUAUAUUUAAUUAUAUAAUAAAAUACCAAGAUAUUUCAAAACUUAGUAAAAAUGAUAAUUAAAAUAAUAAACUUUCUCUUGCUCAGGUACAUCACCAUUUAUAAUAAGAAAAAUCAACAUUAUGCAAAUUAGUGCCACAUUAUGAAAACUGAAUAAAUAUUGAUUCAUAUUAAAAUAGAUAAAAAAAUUAAGUUAACAAAAAUGUUGUUACCAUUACAUAAUAUCAUUUAUAAUAUUUAUCUUAAAAAUGCAAGGAAUUUAAUUAAUGCUAAAAACAAGCUGUAAUAUUGCUUCUAGUUUUCAAAAUAAUAAUUAAUAAAAAUUUCAGCGAUAUGAAAAUUUGUUUAAAAUUUCUGUUAUUUAAUGAUAUAGUCUAUAUGCAGAUAUUUUUUAUCAAUUUUAUAUAAUUCGAUAUGUAGCAUUCACAAAUAAGUUUUUAUUUAAUUCAAAUAUAUCCAUCAAAUAAAUAUCGCUGAUAUUUGCCAAAGAAGUUGUAUAAUAUUUCAAUGAUAAAAAUUCAAAUGUAAACUUCAAUAAAUAGUAAAUGAUACAGAAAAAUCACAUAUACAAUUAAUAAAAGAUUAAUAAAAGAUGAUUAAUAAAAGAAAAAACAUUAAUUGAAUUAUUGUGACUUUCCUGUUUUCAUUGAUAUAUGUAUUUUACAUUCCAUUUUAUGAUAAAGAAAUCCAAAAUAUGUAAUUAUUCCAAGAAUAAUUUCUGGUGCUAUUUUCUAAUGUACUGUCAUCUCUGUAUUACCAAUAAUAUUGCAAAAGAUAAAAAAAACUAUGUAACUAUAUGUACAUUGUAUUAAUCGAGAGGUUCUCGUAACCACUGCCGUUUGAACUAUAAUUACUUUGCUAAAGUAUUCAAAUAAUAAAGAUUGUAAUACUGUUUUUUGUAAAAGAACAUAUUGACUUACGAAUUCAAUAAAACUUUUGUUGAAUUAUUCGUACAAUAUGAUCUUUGACAGACAGUAUAUGGAGCAGAUGUGUAGAAGAUAUAGGAAACAAAGCAAGAGAGUAUACACUGCCUUAUUUAUUUUACCAUACAGGUAAUACGUUUUAUUGUCAUUUAUUGUAGCAUAAUAAAUUGAAAUUUAUAAUAUAA